GUAGCAGAAAUGCUAGCAAAACUCCAAAGCAGGAAAAAAAAAUAACUGCAAUUACAGGUGGAUUAUUGCAAGAGUCUGUAGGAAAUUAAAGAUUAUCAUCCAGGUGACUGAAAAUAAAUCAAGAACGAUUGUUGUCUGGGAUGAAACGUGAUAGGCUGUACUUCAUUUACAGUCAAGUCUGCUUCUACCAAACAAGUUGGAUUAGGGUCACGCACCCUCUCAAAACCUCUAGAUGUUUCCUUUGAAGUGAUUCAUUUUCGCCUUUGGUUCAAUUUCUUUUUUUUUUUUCACCUUUCAACACUUAAAUGAUGGGGGGCAUUCGAUACCAGGGAGGCGAUGCCGCUCUGGGAACUUAAUUAAGGUUUCCAAUUACAGCGUUUUUGGCGUUUUAAUCCAUGUGAGGUUCCAGACCAGAAGCUGCUUAUAAACAAAAUAUAGCAGAUAAAUAAUUGAUGGCUUAUGGGGAGAAUGCAUUUAGAGGAUCAGCGGAGGGUAUAACUCAUUCUUCCCUCUGAUCUUCCCCUCUUUUGUCCUUUUUCAUGAGUCAACACGCUCCUGAAGAGAGAUGUUUUCCAGCUUCCUCCUCCUCUCAUUCUCCUCUGUCAUCACCGCAAUCAAGGCUCCACACACACACGCCCCCUCUUGCUUAAAACCAUCCACCCACCCCUCUAUCUCUCCUUGUUUUUGAGAGCGCGUUCAACUGAGACGGAAAGGGCAAGAAAAGGGAGGCAGGGACAAAAAAAAAAAAAAAAAACCCACCGGCUGGAGGACCGGCGCCUCGGGAGGCAAGCCUCGACGUCAGCGAGGGACGCUCUUCAGACACAAAGACACCUGGCUUCAUUUGCAUUCGCCGCUCGCCCCUCCAUCCUCCUCCUCCUCUCUCCCCCCACCCCGUUUUGCCGCCAGACCGGAGCGUAAACACACCCACGCGUGGAAAAAAAACAACAAAAAACAACAAAAAAAGGGGGAGCCCAAUCCCGACUUCCUCCGUCUCGCUGCUCUCCACACCACACCCUGGGAUGUGUUUUUCUAUUUAUUUGAUUUUUUAACCGCCGGCUCGGAGGGAUGUUUUCGUGAGUUCACGCCACAGGUAAUCAUCCUCACUUGACGGGAGCCAGAAGAUGAAGAAAAUCUGGUCCAAGAAGAGAUUUCAGAGAACUGGGAAUUCCACGCGGACAUUUGGCAGAUUUACCCAUGGUGUGUUGUCGGUGUGAGCUUUACACCAAUUCUUCUUUACCCUAUCGCCCCGGAACUUGUCUUCUUUUCUUUUCUUUUCUUUUUGGGGAGGGGGAUUUAAAAAAAAAAAAAAAAAAAAGUAAAAGUCAGAACUGCUCUCAUAAGUUUUUUGCUGCAGACCAUUUGUGUGUUUUUGAGAGUUUAUCUGCUCUCAAACAAAAGUGGCUUUUGUUGUUGUGCAUCCACCCCCACAACGCUGUAUUUUGGUGAUGGCACUGCUGCUUCUGCUGCAUAGAAAACCCUCGGAUGGAUCACGUCAGUGCAAAAUUCAUGCACUUAGGAAGCACAUAUUAGCUAACCCCUAGGGUAGUUUAUGUAGUAGAUUCCUUCACGAUAAAGUUAUAAACGGAUGCAUUUCCUUGUUUUUUUUUGUUGUUUUUGUUUUUUUUACUGGCUCUCUUAUCACGACAAUGAGGUGCGACCUGUCGUGUGGUUGUCGUCCUCCUUCACAGGUCCCCUAACCAGUUAACGUAUCUGUCAAGCCUCCCAACAGUUUGGCUGCUGAUUUUUUAUUUUUUUUAGACUAAUGGGUACGAAGAGGAUUGGUCGUGUGGGUGAGAGAGAUGCUGGUUUCCAUAGUAACGGUGCUCUCCCGUCUGCCCUCUCUUGCUGCCACUAUGGAAGCGAAGUUUUCCGCUCCUGCCGAAAGCAAAGCUAUGACUCUGAGACCACAGAGGAUGAGACCACAGAGCCUCAGAUGGAAACCAAAGAAGGCCCUGGGCGAUCCCAAGACAAGGCCGGUAGAAGAGGGCCUUCAGGUGAGGGAGGAAGGAUGAUGGAUCACAACCCAGAUGCUCUGGACCGCAGGGCCACUCUCCCCAGCGCCUAUAACCCCGUGGUGGAGCGGGAGCUCCGCACUCUGAGCUCUCGCCCACCGGGGCUACACAUGGACCCCACAAACCCCGCCAGGACUCCAAGUUCCGAUCAAGCUUGGGGACUCUCCCAUCAAGUCUCUAUUCCCUCUAAACAUCCACCUCUCAGCUCAGACAAAAAUGGCGCCAACUCUCACAAAAAUACUCCGGACAAACCCAAAUCGUCGGGUCCUCCAGCCUCCACCGGCAUUGCCGUGACUCCCAAACUGGCUCGCGCAGGAUCCAAGAUCUUUGACAAAGUUCGGGCCUUCGAGGAGCGACGAAUGAGCGCCGAUUUGCCAAAAGGGUCCGCUUGUUUCGACUUGGAUGACAGAGGGAAGAAGACGGGAGGCGCCGGCAAAGAGGAGGGACGAUCCGUGCAGGGCGCCGCCCAGAAAAGAGCAGCAUUCCAGCAGCGAGCGUCUUCGCUGGAGGACAAGACAAGCUACUCUCAAAGGGUCCAAAGCUACCAGAACAAGUUUGCAGAAGAGCUCCAGAGGAUCAAGAAACUGGUGAGCAAACCGAGCUUGAGGAAGGCAUAUUCCACUGAGCAGCUGUCCCUGACAGACAGGCCCAACACCAGGAAAGUCGAGCCCAUUCCUCCCCAGGUUGUGAAAAAGUUGGAAGCGAGAGAGCGAGCUCUGGAGGAGAAGAGAGCUGGGGGGCAGCAGGGGGAGAGCAUGUUGCUGAGUUCUUCUCGGGCCCAAAACAGAGUUGAGGAGAAUCAAAGCAAGGAGGCCGAGAGGGGAGAGAUGACACAGGGCGUUCGCGGCUCUUUGAGAGGAAGCAGAAUCCCUGUUUCCACGGAAACAGCAUCAGUUCAUCAGCUACCAGAACAUCCAUUGCCAACAGCAGCAAGGAAAAGCCCAAUCAGUGAACGCUCAACGGAUAAAGUCACAGCACUUCCACCAACCAAGGAAUCUUCACCCAGAGGUUUGACAACAGAGUCAAAGAGCGACAAUGCAGCGGCCAAACAAUCCCUCCACAGAGCCAACGCCCCAACGGACAGGAGGGCGUCUCCCGUGAGCGCCAAGGAACCCGGGUCCCAGUUUCCACCCAAACCCCCCCGUUUGACCCCGUUGCCCACUCGUUCGGCCAGCCCCAUUCUGAAGAAGAGGAAGACAGAGGAAGGGCGGGUAUCUCCGUAUCGGAAAGUCGGCCUCCCGGUGAUUCUAGUGGACGAUGAACCCAUGGAGACGGAUGAACCUGGAGGUUGUAGCAAAGAGGCAAACGGGGCUAAAAGAAAAGAGGGAAGAACUCGCAAAAGCAAGAAGGGUCGAUCAAAUCAACCAGAAGAAGAAGGUUCUUCAGAUGAUUCAUACUUGUCUGCGGACGAGGAGCCGGAAGAGGCCCCGACUUUUGAGAAACCUCUUGAGGACGCCACGGCCACUCGUGGCUCUGUGGCCAUUUUAACGUGCAUCAUCACCGGCAGCCCAACACCCACAGUGGCGUGGAAGAAGAAUAAUGUGGAGAUACGGACCGAUGCAUUCCACGUGGUCAAAGCCGAAGGCGACAGGCACAGUCUGGUGAUAAAGGAGAUGAGCCUUCACAACGCGGGGUCGUACUGUGUCACAGCUGUCAACUCGGCGGGCAGAGCGUCCUGCAGCGCCACCCUCAACGUCCAAUCAGAGCCAACACAAAUGCAAUUUGGGAAACCGCUUGUAUCCUCCAAAGUCUGCAGUCCGGUCCAGUCAGACGAGGAGUAUUUGAGCCCCCAGGAGGAGGUGAUGGAGACCGAAGACUCGUCUCCUCUGGGGAAAAGUGUGAACUGGAAGGAGCGCCCCUCGUUCCAGGUGGCGCCGUGUGAUCAGGGAGUAACUGAAGGUGAAGACGUUGUAAUGACCGCCAAAUUCAGAGGACAGCCCAAACCAAUGGUGAACUGGCUGAAGGACAACGUGAUGGUAAAGACCGCGGGCCGCUUUGUUGUACGGGAGACAAACAACAGCACAAGUGAAUUGAGAAUCAAUUCUGCUCAGAAACCAGAUGGAGGCCUUUAUGUUUGCAAAAUCAUCAAUGAGUAUGGAACCAAGCAGGCAGAGUGCAGACUAGAGGUCAAGGAUGCUACCCAGGUGGCCCUUGGGAUCACUAAGGAGCUGCGAGAUGUGGCGGUUCGGGCCGGAGACUCUGCAACAUUUGAGUGUCACAUGACGGGACCCGCAGACGUGGAUGUGGACUGGCUCUCCAACGGGAAGCUGAUCCAGCCAGCGCUACUCAACUGCAAGAUGCACUUUGAUGGAAAAAGGUGCCGUCUGAUGCUGAACUCUGUGCAUGAGGACGACAGUGGAACCUAUGUGUGCAAGCUGAGCACGGCUAAAGAGGAGUUGAUCUCAAGCGCAAAUCUGAGGGUCUUUCCAUCCAGGGAGCCUCUCUUCACUCGUAAACUGGACAUCCUUGAAGUAAUAGAGGGACGCACGGCGCGGUUUGACUGCAAAGUGAGCGGAUCUCCUGCUCCGCGAGUAACAUGGAUGCACUUUGAGGCACGAGUUGAAGAGAAUGAUAACAUCCGAAUCCUACAAGAGGGAGGCCGCCACUCGCUGGUCAUCAGCCACGUCAGCGGCGACACCGAGGGCUUCUACACGGCAAUCGCUGAGAACAUUCAUGGAAAAGCUGAAUGUACGGCAGAGCUCUACAUGCAAGAACCCCGAGCUGCCCUCUCUUCUCACAUGACGAAGUUGGAGAAGAUGCCGUCAAUCCCCGAAGAGCCUGAAAUGGUGGACAGUGAGGUGGAGAGAAGGACCAUGCCGGACUUCAUCAAACCUCUCGGCGACGUGGAGGUGUUUGAAGGGAAGGAGGCGGUUCUGAAGUGCAAAGUGGCGGGCCUGCCGUAUCCGACCAUCUCCUGGUACCACAAAGGCAAACCCAUCGAGAGCAGCGAGGAACGGAAAAUGAUUCAGUACAGGGAUGUCCACAGUCUGGUGAUUCGGAGCGCUUGUCACGCCCAUGGCGGCGUCUACAAGGCGGUCAUCUCAAACAAAGUGGGCAAGGCGGCCUGCUAUGCGCACCUGUAUGUCACAGAUAUUGUACCGGACCCUCCUGAUGGACCUCCAGUAAUUGAAGCAAUCACUGGGAAAACCAUAACCCUCAGCUGGAAGAGACCAAAGAGGCUUGACCCUUCACUUGAUACCAGCUCCUUGCUCUACGUGGUUCAACAGCAGCAUCUAGGGUCCAUCCAAUGGUCCGUCGCGGCAUCUAACCUAAAGGAGACGACCUACACUGUCACCACACUGUCCAAGGGAGUCCGGUAUGCAUUCAGGGUCCUCACAUCCACAGGAAAGAGUCUCAGCAAACCAUCGCCCUCCACUGAUCUAGUCCAGCUGCUUGAUAGAGGGCCGUAUUUGAGGAAAGCUCCUGUAAUUGUGGAUAAACCUGACAUUGUGUAUGUGGUGGAGAAUCAGCCCACAAGCAUCACCAUCACGCUCAACCAUGUGCAUGCGGUGGUCACCUGGAAAAGGAGGGGUGUGGUGUUGGUCAACAAACUUGGGACUUGCGAGAUGAGCAUGCCGGACGACGAUCAGCACACGCUGAAGCUGCUGCGGGUCCGAAACUCCGACGUCGGUCAGCUGGUGGUGACGGCCAGCAACCAGUUCGGUAGCGACCUUUGCGCGCUGCAGCUGGUCAUGGCCGUUCGUCCAAAGUUUGAAACCAUCAUGGAGGACGUGGAUGUGCACGUGGGGGAAACGUCCCGGUUGGCUGUUGUGGUGGAAGGGAACCCAGAUCCAGACAUUCUUUGGUACAAGGAUGAUGUCCUCCUCUCUGAAAGCAGCCACUUCACAUUUGUGUACGACGACCCUGAAUAUUCCCUGGUGAUCCUCGCCGCUCAGCCGGAGGACUCUGGCGUGUACACCUGCACGGCCCAGAACCUGGCUGGCUCCUGUAGCUGCAAGGCGGAACUCACCGUCCACACAGAGCAAUUGGAGCCGGCGCCACCGAUGGAGGACGAGGGGACCAUUCUGAGGAAGAUGCGGCGCUUGACGGAUUACUAUGACGUCCACAAAGAGAUAGGGAGGGGAGCCUUUUCUUACGUAAAGAGAGUGACCCUGAAAGAAGGCAAAGGCGAAUUUGCCGCUAAAUUCAUCUCUGCACGCGGUAAAAGGAAAGCCUUGGCCCUGCGAGAGAUGGAUCUGCUGGCCGAGCUGGACUACGAGAGGAUCCUGUACUUUCACGACGCCUUUGAGAAGAAGAACGUCGUCAUCCUCAUUACCGAGCUAUGUCACGAAGAGCUGCUGGACAGAAUAGCCAAGAAAACAACAGUCAUGGAGCUGGAGAUCCGCAAAAGCAUUCAACAGGUUUUGGAAGGGCUUCGGUACCUUCACCAAAAAAACAUUGCUCAUCUCGACAUAAAGCCUGAAAAUAUUUUAAUGGCAAGCUCCAGGUGUGACAAAAUCCGUAUUUGCGACUUUGGUAAUGCGCAAAAAUUGGAAAAUUUGGAAGAACACUACUGUAAAUAUGGCACACCUGAGUAUGUCGCACCUGAGAUUGUGAACCAAACUCCUGUUUCUACAGCAACAGACAUUUGGCCUGUGGGUGUCAUCACGUACCUCUGCUUGACCGGCGUUUCUCCUUUUGCUGGCGAGAAUGACAGAGCGACUGCCUUAAACAUCCGAAACUACAAUGUCGCGUUUGAGGAGAGUAUGUUCUCAGGCCUCUGUAAGGAAGCAAAGGGAUUCGUCAUCAAGCUUUUGGUCGUGGAUCGACUGAGGCCAAGUGCCGUUGACUGUCUCCGCCAUCCUUGGUUCAAGUCACCAACAAAUAAGAGUAUUUGUACAGCAAUGCUUAAGCAAGUUCUCUCCAGGAGGCGAUGGCAGCGGUCCCUAAUCGGCUACAAAUCCAAGAUGGUGAUGCGCUCCAUCCCAGAGCUGCUAAACGACUCAUCCAGUCACGUGUCCAUCGCUGUCGCCCGGCACUUAAAGGACAGCUCCCCACCGCCUUCCUCUUCCUCUGACUCGGAUGCAGACGUGGAUGAGCUUCCUUUCAUUCCCAUGCCGAUGUCUAUGGUCUUCUCCGGUUCCAGGGUCUCCCUUAAUGAGAUUCCGGGGGACGAGGAGGUUAGGCAGCCAGUUGUUGUUGGGGAUGUGAGCAAAAAGACUGUCGUGGAUGAACUUGGUAGAAAAGAGGCAACAAGAGGGGUUGAAGAGGAAGUGGAAAAGACAGAGCGGGCGAUGGUCAACAAAGGAUCCACUGUGGAGUCCAAUGAAUUACAGACCAAAGCGAGGAGGGCCACGAUGAGGAGAGGCAGCUCUGCUGAUUCCGCUCUUCUCCUCCAUAUUGACUCAGGAGAGAAGAUGAACAAUGAUGACUCUGAGGGUAACAAGAGCCUCAAAAAGGCCAUUUCCAUGGAGAUACCCAAUCGUAGUCCCAGCCCCGGAGCGACCAAGUUAAGCCAAGAGGAAUACGCCCUAAAACUGGAACUAAUGAGACAGCGGCUUCUCAGGGGGGGAAGUGUGGACAAAAAGAUGAGUGGCCUGCGUGGGCCCUUGUUUGAAACACUCGGCAUUGAUGGCCAGACCCAGACAGGAUCUCUUGAUCGAAACUUGAGGAAAUCCAGAGCCGGACCGUCAAUCAUCCGAGCGGCAUCCUCAGAGAGUCCCGGAGAGGACACCCCAAAGACCAAAGUAUUCCGCAAAAGUGUCUCCUUCACCCAGGAGGAUUCAGAACCCAUGCCCCUACGCCGGAGAUCCGGAGCCCCCUUAGAGAUUCCGUCCGCAAGUCACGCCAACAUAGACGGGAAACCUCUCCGGGAAGCAACCUCAGUGUCCGCACUGACGGAACAAACGCUGGAGUCGUCAAAAGAUAGAAUGUACUUUGUGUUCCCAGAACCAGCAGACAAGGACCAAGAACAGAAAUGGAACACUGAGGACAGAUAUGAAGACGAGGAACAAAGGACCAAAAUUCUGUUAGAAAAACAAGAUCAAGUCAAAUCGGAGUCAACAUCCCCCUCUCUUAUCACUCCCAUCAUUGUUAUAGAAGGAGCUGAGGAGGACGAAAGGAAGAAAGCCAAUCAAAAGUUGCAUAUUAAUGGGAAGGUAAUGAAAGGAGUGGAAGGUAGUUCCAUUAAACCAAAGCCAAAUGAUACAACUUCUGCCAAUACCCUUCAAUCACCCGAGCACCCAGCAGUUUACGCCAAGGUAGCAACCCUAGACGGUCCCGUCUCUUCCUCAUCAACCCCCGAUCUCCCCACCAUCCCCCGCCACCCCGUCCUCAGAACGGACAUCAAAGACAUCGACUCAGAGGAGGUCUUUGAAGCUAGGUUUAAGAAGCGCGAAUCCUCCUUGACCCGCGGCCUCCGCAAGCUGACAGGAAACAAAUCGGAGGAGAAGUCACCCGUCCUGAGCCGCAGGGCGCUAGAAGGGGGCGAGGAGGUAUACAGGCCUGGACCAAAGGGAUCACCCCUUGAGAUGGUUCCCAAAGGAAUACAGGAGAGAUCCAAGUCGGUACAAGAUUUGAGAGAAGUAAGUCGGGACACAGGCUUUGGUGUGAUCGGAAGGUUUUCAUUGCGUAAAGCAUCCACCGAGAAAAAGGAAGAGAAGCAAACAAAUGUGGAAGAGAAUGCGUCAACCAGAAGGGGUUUGUGGGCCGUCGGUCACAGCAAGUCUUUGGAUACAAAAGAUGUGGAUAGCACCGGGACACAAAGACAGCUGGAUGAUAGAGGGCAAAGAAAAGCCGAGGAGUCAUCUGUGUCUGCUAUGAGGCGUAGGUUCGAGUCCAAGGUGGCUGGAAUCUCGGCUAAGAUAAGGAGUCAGUCGGAGGAAAGGCGGGCUAAAGAAACAAGAGGGAGUCAAAAAGAACUGGCUGAGAAGGAUAUGAAGAAGGUUUCGGACUCUCCAGUGCUAGCGAUGCGUCAAAAAUUUGAGAACAAGGUGGCGGAAAUUUCCACAAAAAUCCGAAGUCAGUCCGAGGAUAGAAAAGGAGAUGGUGACAGUAGGAGUACACCUUUAUUUUCUCGCCAUCGUCAUUCCCACUCAGAGGGCCGUGGACUUAAAGAGAUGGGAAUUCCGGAGAAUCAACUUGCGAAGCAAAGUGGUGCCACGGCGUCCAAGGAGUCCAUCGAAUCCGCAACCAGCACUCAGUCCGAAAAAGAGAGCGACCGGCGAUCUCGCUGGGACAGGUGGGGUCUGACGAGAAGCAAGCGGGAAAAAGUGCCGUCACAGCCCGAUUUGGCCUCAACUGACCCCAAAGACGAAGGUCUAACCAGAAGCCAACAGUUCAUCCGCUCGGCUUCCGACUUCGCUCCUGUUUUCCACAUCAAGCUGAAAGACCACGUCUUACUGGAGGGGGAGCCUGUCACUCUCAGCUGCCUCCCUGCUGGCAGUCCCCACCCACAAAUCACAUGGAUGAAAGAUCGUAAACCGCUGGACGCAACAGACGACAGAAUCAAACUGAUCUCCCACCAAGACGGAAGGCAGCUGCUGACCAUCUCCAAAUCGACCCACAGGGACACGGGGGUAUAUGAAUGCGUUGCGACCAACCCCAUAGCCACCAUCACUACCUCCUGUACCCUCUCUAUAGCCAGUGUCCCAAAAAAACCCGGGACCCCUGAAGUGGCUCAGACCUACAACAACACGGCUCUGGUGCUGUGGAAGCCAGCAGACACUAAACCUCCAUGCAGCUACUCUCUGGAAAGAAAAGAAGAAAGGGAACCGAACUGGGUUCUGGUGGCAACCGGAAUCGUCGACUGCUACUACAAUGUCACUGACCUGCCACUAGGGGGCGCUUACAAGUUCAGGGUCUCCUGUGUCAACAAGGCGGGACAGGGUCCAUACAGCUGCUGCUCUGCUCCAAUAACCCUGACUGGAAAAGCUGAUGGAGCUUCACCUUCUAUCGCCGUGGUAAAGACGGUCCCAACCCUGCCUGAACCGGAGUCCACCCCCAACAGAACCGAUGCUCACCUCAAACCGGUCAAAAACAACGAUGUGAAGGCAGCAUCAUCCAUUAAAGAUUCAACUCCGCCUCCUGCCCUACCUCCUCAAACUACAUCCCCCAAAGUGGUGGUCAUUCCCUCCACUUCACCCCCUUUGGCUUCCACUCCUUCAUCAAACUCUUCUCUACCGUUAUCUGGCAGUGAUCCUCAAAAAACAGCAGCCUCUCUUCCUUUUUCAACUCCGAAAGCCCCUUCGCCUUUUGACAUCCCCAAACCACAGAGUCCAGUCAACGUGGUGUCCCCUAUGACCCAGACCCCGACCACUUCAUCCCCACUUCCUGCCCCAACAAAACCAACGUCUGUGCCCACUUACGCCCCAGUAAGUACAGCCACGGCUCGCGUGGCGCCGACUCCCGUCACCUUUUCUCCUCAAAUGGUCCAAACAUCCAGCCUGACACCCAUCGCUGAGGGCGCCAGUACCCCUUCCAGGGGAACGCCAUCGGGCCGCUCCACGCCCUCCUCGACGCUACGUCAAGGAGUUCCUCAAAAACCCUACACUUUCUUGGAGGAGAAAGCCAGGGGGCGGUAUGGAGUCAUUCGUGAGUGCAGAGAGAACGCAACGGGUAAAAUGUACAUGGCAAAGAUCAUUCCCUACACGCAGGAAAGCAAGAAGGACGUGCUCAAGGAAUACGAGAUCUUAAAGUCCCUGCACAGUGAUAAGAUUAUGGCGCUGCACGAAGCCUAUGUCACGCCGCGGUACUUGGUGCUGGUGGCGGAGUAUUGCACCGGAAAAGAGCUGCUGUACACCCUCAUAGACAGGUUCCGCUACUCCGAGGACGACGUGGCAUCCUACCUGGUCCAGAUCCUUCAGGCAGUGGAGUACCUCCACAACAGGCGCGUCCUCCACCUGGACCUCAAGCCGGACAACAUCAUAGUGACCAACCUCAACGUCGUCAAGCUUGUGGACUUAGGCAGCGCUCAGACCUUCAACCCACUCAACCUGCAACAGCAGGAGUCCGGAGCAGGAACACUGGAGUACAUGGCUCCUGAGAUGUUGAAAGGGGAAGUUGUUGGUCCUCCAGCUGACAUGUGGACUGUAGGAGUUGUUACCUACAUCAUGCUAAGUGGCCGGCUGCCCUUUGAAGACAAGGAACCGCACCAAGUGGAAUCCAAAAUCCUGAUGGCGAAGUUUGACCCAACAAGACUUUACCCCAACGUGUCCCAAAGUGCCUCAACUUUACUCAAGAAGAUGUUGAGCAGCUACCCAUGGGCCCGUCCAACAACACGCGACUGCUUCUCACACGCCUGGCUCCAGGACUCGUACCUGAUGAAGCUCCGGAGGCAGACUCUGACCUUCACCUCCGGCAAACUCAAGGAGUUCCUGGUGGAGCAGCAAGGCCGCCGCGCCGAGAGCGCCACCAAGCACAAGGUGCUGCUCCGCACCUACCAGGGCUCACCCCGCGGCACUGCGUCUGCCCCCUCCCCCGCAACCCAAGUUCCCGCCCCACAGUGAAAGUGUGCGGGGGUUGGAUUCUCCAAAAACAAGUGCAUUUUUAUGGGAACUGGUGUGAAAACUGACUUCACAAACUGUUUUUGACGAGUUAGUCGAAAUGGACUAUAAACGGAAACUCAAAAGGGAGGACGCAGGAUGUUCUUUGUUUUCUCUCCGUCGCAUUUUUCAUCCGAAAUUUGCACAUUUUUGAUUUGAACGAGUCUUCUUUCUGCACGAUCACCCUCAUACUUUUUGUCACUCGAUUUGGUGGUAAGCAAUUCAUGUGAAUGUACCAUGAUUUAAGCUGCUAACUUCUUUUUAGUUUACCAAAAAAAUAUAUCUUUUGUUUUCUUUUUUUCCCCUGCGGAAAUGUGUUUACUUUUUCCAUGUUAAUUUAUUUGCAUGUGCGAGAUCCUUUUGGAGUCACUUUUUGACAUGCGCAAAGACGAGGAUUGUCUUGGUGGUUGAAGGUCAAACCGUAAACUCUUUCGAGGAGCCAGAGGAAUUUGUCUUACAAGCCUUUUUGUUCUGUGGUUUCUUCUCAACUCUGACUGUAUUGCAGCUGUGAAAAGCAGUGAAUUGUGUAGAUACAACUGUACUCUGAAGAAAAAAAAUCCCCAAAAUCUACAUCUCAACUGAUGUUUUUCUGUGUUUUUUGGUCCACUUGCUCCAGUCUACUUUAAACUGGUUGCAAACUGUUGUAAAAGUGUCUUCAUUGUUAAAGUAAAACUGAUCAGAAUCCGGACAAUAAACCCGCCAAGACAUAUAUAUAUAAAUAUAUAUAUAUAUUUAUAAAUGCAUUCAGGCACAUACAAAGAGUUAUAUCGGAACAUCUUGUGUAUUUGCCCCGUCUUCAGUGUUCCUUUUGUAUGAACUGGGAUGGUUGGAGGUUUGUAAGUGUAAAAAUUUGCAGUGUUUAUAUGUCGAAAAAGGUAAAAAUGUUUUUAAUAGAUAGUACGUAAUAAACAUUUGAUGCAACUAAUUUAGUUUAGUGUUGAAGUUUCUGAGUUUUUGAAGAAUUGAUUUCCAUAUUGAAACUAGUUUAAAAUGAAAAUGGUCACCAUUGCACACAUUAACACACUGAUGGCGGCUCCGCUGCUGAACGCCAACCUAUAACCACCAGUAGCAAUGUGGAGUUCAGUUAGUCAUUUGUGACGCAUGGUCUGCCAAAGCGGGAACUGAACCUACGAUCUUCCAAUCAGAGGUCGACCGCUCUACCUGUCAACAUUCAACUGAGUACAAAGAUUCAUUCAAUUUCUGGGUUAAAAAACAAAAAUACCCGAGCAAGGCACGUUUACCAGAAUACCUCUAGGGGGCGGGUCCGUACCCGCUCACUCAAAAGUAAAAAAGUCAAACUUUGCAGGAACAUAAAAGCAUUUAUCUUUAUCUUUUUUUUUUUUAAUCAUCAAUGACCUAUUGAAAACAAUACUUAAAAAGCAAGUGCAUGAUUCACAGUUUUUGACUUGAAAUUUACUGUCAAAUUCUCAAUUAUAAAGUAUUUAAAUCACGUCAAACUAGUUCACAUUCAACCCAUCUGAUCUCGAGUGGGUAACAUAAUAGCUAAAUUACAUAUCUUCAGCUUGUUAUCCGUAGGUUUGUUUUUUCUCAGUUGGAAAAAUGCCUCAA
Molecule: messenger RNA, 13063 nt
Organism: Oryzias melastigma (Indian medaka)
Lineage: Eukaryota; Metazoa; Chordata; Actinopteri; Beloniformes; Adrianichthyidae
Product: striated muscle enriched protein kinase
Exons: 42
Coding region: 1763-11458 (3231 amino acids)
Biological process (GO): protein phosphorylation
Molecular function (GO): protein binding; ATP binding; protein kinase activity
Source: RefSeq, a predicted model, not a curated record